AUGUCAUCACAGAUUUUAACACAUAUGUAUCGACGCGACUCGAGUGACCAGGAUCGACCUCUAGACAUUGACGACCACGACCGCAGCACAUCGAACAGCCCCAAAAACAUGAAAUACUAUAAACAAGUAGACGAAGACAAAACAAUAAUCAGUCAGAACAAGAAAUCCUUUUGUAUAGACGCACUAUUAUCCCGCCACAUCGAACCAGAGACAACACUCCAAGAUAGAAUGACGCAGCAAAAGUAUCUAGCUCUGAUUCAAAAUAAGAAUUACAUAAAUAGGUUUGAUAACGAGAACUAUGACGCGCAAAUUGAGCAGAAUACCAUAAACAAAUAUCAGGGGCAGAGCUUUGAGCAGCGAGCGGAUAGUCCUCGUUCUGGAGCGAGUACGCCUCGGAGUGGUAGUCCAGCAUCUGAUGAUGGAAACAGAUCGGGCAGCUACAGCCCUCCAAUUUCACCAGGCGUGGAAGGGGGGAACGAAGAGUUUGAUAAUUAUAGACCUGGUAUCAUCCCCAAGCCGGGCCUGCUGCCUCAGAAUCCAGCGUUAGUAGCUGCUCAGUCCGCUGCAUUAUUCAACUACCCCCAGCUGUCACCUGGCGCUCUACCUCCUGGCGCUCCCCUGCCGUCCGCCUUCCACCACCCAGGGGACAGAGUUCUGCACCACAUGCAGCUCGAGUGGCUGGCCAGAACCGGAAUGUUUUAUCAUAGAAUACCAGAACUUGGUGGUGCACCACAUGCGUUACUGGGUAAGACCCGACGGCCACGGACAGCAUUCACUUCCCAGCAGCUGUUGGAGUUGGAGAAACAAUUCCGGAUGAACAAGUACCUGUCUAGGCCGAAGAGGUUCGAAGUGGCCACCAGUCUAAUGCUCACUGAAACGCAGGUGAAAAUAUGGUUCCAAAAUCGGCGAAUGAAAUGGAAACGUUCGAAAAAAGCACAACAAGACACCAAGAAGGACGCCCACGCCCAUCCGACGGAAGAAAAAAACAAACCCAAAGACCUCCCACUGCCGCAACCGGAACCUGAAAAAAAUAUGGCCGCAGAUUUGACAGCUGUCAAACCGCCCCCAAUGUUGGACAGAGAGAGAAUUAUCGCACUAGAAAGGGAGCGAGCGAUAGCCGCCGCCAAUUUUAAUUCUAAUUUGGAAAACAAUAGAAGAGGGUUGGUUGUAAUGAGCCAAGAUGGCAGCCGGCCGGGCAUAGAUAUGUUUAGGCCGUAUGUGGUAUGA
Diatraea saccharalis (sugarcane borer) is the source of this 1227-nucleotide messenger RNA. The record is from the annotation of a GenBank genome assembly. Lineage: Eukaryota; Metazoa; Arthropoda; Insecta; Lepidoptera; Crambidae.